GACGGGAUGCAGUGAAAAUCGCAUCCCGUGCUGCUCCGCACACGCGAAUAAAAAUUGUAUAAUCAAAUUAGAAAAACAAAUUAUUGGUGCACUUGCGGGUUACCGAACCAAGUAUAAUUUGCAAUCUGCAAACCAAACCCUGUUGUGUAUUAUUGAAGUCUCGUUACAAUCCAAGUACAAAGCAACAUCGUUUUAGUUCUAGUCAAAAUAUAUAGUUUAUUUAUUUUGAAUGCAAGAAUACAAAAGACGAUGAUUGGAGUGAUAUCGUAUGGCAAUCGGAAGCGCAGCUCGAACUGUUUCAACGGUAAGCAUCGAUGGGUAUCGGAAGGACGCUCGAAUGGAGGAAAACGUUCGAGGAAGGCACGAAAUAGUCAAACCGGCAACCGACCGGCGACGGCUGCGGCCCCUAGCAGUAGUAGAGGUGUUUGCCACGAGAGAGCGCCCCUAGCUCUGGUAGACUGUGAUCGCACCCGGGUAGUAAAAUCAACUGUGGCAAAGCGAAGAAAGCAGCGCCACCAAAAGGCGGACCCGACAACCGUUAGACGUCUUCAUUUGGCAGUGACAGCAGCAGAAGGAGAGAGCUGCAAAAAACAAGACCAAGACCAAAAAAUAUCAUCAAGAUCGACAAGUUUGGCAAGUUUGUCGGCCGAUGGUGGUGGUGUUGAAGAAGCAGCAGCGGUUGCUAGUGGUGAAAUGUGCGAAAAUAAUCCCGUUCCGUCCGGUGGCGGAGGAUCGGGCAGGAAACGGGGUCACCAGCAUCAUCCGAGAUUCGGGGGCAACAGGAAAUCGAACGUUCCAGCGGAGGAAGUGAUUGCAGCCCUGAGAGGAGCCAUCGAUUGCGGUGGCAUCAAUGCUAGCGGAAUAAUAAUUGGCGGAGGAGGAAUCGGAACAGCAGGCAGUAUUAGUAGCAGCUCGUCGUCGUCGUCACUGGCCCUGCUCGGGAUCGGUGGCAACAAUAAUGGCAGCAGCGGGCUGGUAAACACAGACAAUGACGAGAAUGGCAAUCUUUGUCAGAAUGUCACCGAAGGGGACGGCAAACUGCAAUCGCCAAUGGCAAUCGACGAUGAGAAUGGCAGCGACGAUGAUGAUGUUGAUGAUCUUGUAAAUAAUAAUAGCUCCAUUGUUGUUGGCCAGGAUCUGAACCAGGAAGCAGUAGCGGCAGACCCUCACCCAGAUAGUAAAAGUAAAAGCAUACCACGGUUGGCUGAGAAUGACGAGCUUAUCGUCGAGGAACCAAAACAACAACGACAAAGCAAUAGUCUAGUAGUUAGUAGUGACCUAAACAAUAGCAGCGGCAGCAUACCCAAAAGCAAGCUAAUAGUGAUAGACUACGAGAAGGAGCAGCAGAAUCAUGAGGGAAGCAAAAGUCCGUCGGAAAUCAAGCUGGAGGAACCGUCCAGCGGUCAGGAGCUAGUCAAACAAAUUAACAAAAAGCUUAAGCGCAGUAAAAAGAGUCCGUCCUCGGAUGAUUCCUGCAGCACAGCGGCAACGACGACGAGCAGCCGGAAAAAGUCAUCCGGUAGCAGUAAAAAAUCUUCUAAAACCACCACCAACGCCGAUGGCAGCACGAAGCAGCGGAAAAAGGUUCGCUCCUCGACGGCGGCAUCGGGGGACAUCUCGAAGCUGGAACGGGCUUCCGGAGACGGUGCGGCCAACGAAGACGAUCACAUACCAACCGGGCUGGACGAGGCGGAUCCGGAUGCAGCCGAGUGGGCCAAACUGCGUUGCACCAGCGAGCGGACCGAGGUCAUCGCCGAGCGAGAACACCGGAGGCAGAAGCGGUGCGCCGACUACCCGGGACUGGCCUUCGGACGAUCCAUCUUCAGCUCCGACACCAUGAUGAAAUUCAACAUCAUCCGGAACGAACUGCAUAACAUCAUGAAAACACAGUUGAAACGGGCCGAAUCCGAAGUCGCUGCCCUGAACCGUCGUAUUCAGCUGUUGGAGGAAGAUCUGGAACGUUCGGAAGAACGUCUGGCUUCCGCCACCGCUAAACUGUCAGAGGCUUCGGCGGCUGCUGAUGAGAGCGAACGGAUCAGAAAAGCGCUCGAAAACCGUACAAAUAUGGAAGACGAUAGAAUAGCGAUACUGGAAGCUCAGCUAUCCCAGGCCAAACUAAUAGCAGAAGAAGCCGACAAAAAAUACGAAGAGGUGGCUCGGAAAUUGGUCCUCAUGGAACAGGAUCUGGAACGGUCCGAGGAGAAGGUCGAAAUGAACGAAAGCAAGAUUGUCGAGCUUGAGGAAGAACUGCGAGUUGUCGGCAACAACCUGAAGUCCCUGGAAGUCUCGGAAGAGAAGGCCAACCAACGCGAGGAGGAGUACAAGAACCAAAUCAAGACUCUGACCACCCGUCUAAAGGAGGCUGAAGCUCGUGCUGAAUUCGCUGAACGUUCCGUUCAGAAGUUGCAGAAGGAAGUCGACAGACUCGAAGACGAACUUAUGAACGAGCGCUCCAAGAACAAAAUGCUCCAGGAAGAGAUGGAAGCGACGCUGCACGAUAUUCAGAACAUGUAAAACAGUAGAGAGAAAAGUAACAACCAUCCCCACCCGAAUCAUCGCCUCAUCGUCACCGUCAGUUUCAGUUUCGUCGAAGAAAGAGAGAGAGCACGACGACGACGACGAAACACACGCAGAGCAAGGGAGAACACAAAAAAGCAUAUAUUUAAAGAGAGCGGAGAGAAAGAGCCAUCGGUUGCUCUCGGUUAUCGUCAUGGCAACACAACUACAACAACAUUUUACACCUAUAGAUGAGAGAAACUAGUAGGGAGCGAACAAAAACAAAACAAAAAAAAACAAGUAAACGCUGAGCUGAGCUGUUGUUUUCUUCUUCCGAAGAAAAUUUAAAACAAAAGAAAAAUCAAUGUAUUUCGCUUCUUGCAAAAGGAAGCCGACGUUAAGCGUUGGAAAUUAGAGAAAACAAAACAAUAAUAACAGAUGGACCCAACUAGUCCUCGGGUGCCGUUCGAGACACACACACAAACACGGACAGAAUAAGUUUCUAAAGUUUAGUUUUUUUUUAUAUUUUCAUAAAUAAGUAACAGGAACUUGUCUUUUGCUCCACGCUGUAUAGGACACAUGAAAUCGCAUAAAUUGUUUUUAAAAAAGUUUAUUGUUUUUAGACGUUAGGCGUAAAGGCUAAGAACACUUUUACACACACAAACAAACAAUGACACGAAUUCAUACACGGGAAGUAAACACAAACACAGACAACAACAACAACUACUCGCUAGCGAUAGCAUAGGAACUAUUGAUUUAUACCCCUAGGUAUUAGCGCGUAAAUCGGUCGAACACAGAGAAAGACAUUUAUACAACUACUACUAUUACUGCUAUUCCAAUUGUACAUUCACGAAUUGUGCAUUCCGUUGACUUUUAAUAAUAUAAUUAAAGUUAAAUUUUCCGCGUUAUUUUUUCUCGUUUUGUUAAGCAACACCCUUGAGAGACAGCAUUUUCCAAAACUACUAGUAGGUUUAUAAUACGAUUGUUACUGCCCCAAAUAUUGCGAUAAAGAUUAUUGAAUUUUUAUCCGUGUUUAUUCCGUUAGCUCGUAAAAAAAACAAUAACAAAAGCAAACAUCAUACAAACACGAUUUGUUAUCGAUCGAUCAUUCCCGAGAACUACUAUUUUUAAAAGCGUCUUCCGACCAAGAGUAACUACUGAAUAUGAUAUGAUGCAUUUACUCGUAACAAGUUGAUUCCAGUUUAGAAACUUGGUAGGUGUCCAGCUACCCAAAACGUCAGUUUUAGUAGGUUUUUCAUCGUGCCGAAUUUAUUCUUUUUUUCUGGCAACACUGCGAAAGCGCCACCCCCGUGUUGCUGUCUAAUUUUGUUUUGUUUUCUUCAACAUUUCUUUGCAAUAUUUUUCUUUCAACUUCCACAAACACAGAAAAUAUUGUCAAUACUGUCCCAUAACUUAUCGAGAUCAAAUGGUUUUCCUCAAGUUUUGUUUUAAAGUAGUUUAAGCCUCGAAAUAAAACGGACAUAGACUUGGAAGGUUUUCCUUUUUCGUGUAAGGUUUCGUUUUUCUUUUCCCUUUUUUCGUGUUUACCCGGAAGGGGAAGGAAAAACGGAUCGAAUUAGAGCAUAAAAUCUUUAGUGCCUUUUGAGACGUAAACAAAAAAAAAAAGAAACAAAACCGGUUCGCAUUUUUUUCUUUGCUGGAAAACACACAAAUCAAGCAUUUGAUAAGAUCAUUAUUAGGUGGCAUAGCCAUUCGCAGAAAGAGAUAAUUUACAUAUAUCAUCGGUGUGUGAGUGUCAUUCGAAAAAAGAAAAAGGGUAAACACUACACCUAGAGCCGGAAGGAAUAAAAGAGAAAAAAACACAUUCACAAACACACAGAUACACACACGUUUAACUUAAUUUAAGCGCCCGUAGAGUUUAAUGGAACCGUGUACAUUUGAUUUCCACAAAAUGCAAAAGUAAAGACAACAACUACUACACGCAUUCGCAGAUUCAUUCCUCACUGUUUUCGCAGGUUUUUAAUGUUUUAUUAGGUAGCUUUUGGCAUGAUUUUCGGACAACAACUAUUGUUGAGUGAGAGAGCGAGAGAAUUUAGGCUAGAGCAGAUAAACUAUAAUCAAAUAAAAGUGAAACAAAACAAAAAUCAAUAAUGUAAACACACAAACAAUGUACACAUCAAAACUCCACCUUCAUUCACUGUAUUUUAUAUUUCGAAAAAAAAAAUCAUAAUAGUAUCGGACUCUGCCAAUAUACAGAAAUCAAGAGCAACAACAGAAUGAUAUCUUAUUUGAGUGUUUAUAAUAAUAAUAUUAAUAAUAAUAUAUUAUUUUAUUUAAAAACCGA
This is a messenger RNA of Uranotaenia lowii, 4801 nucleotides long. RefSeq names its product tropomyosin-2-like. The transcript has 8 exons. Gene Ontology annotation, biological process: muscle contraction; actin filament organization. Lineage: Eukaryota; Metazoa; Arthropoda; Insecta; Diptera; Culicidae. Gene Ontology annotation, molecular function: actin filament binding. Gene Ontology annotation, cellular component: actin filament. The record is from RefSeq and is a predicted model, not a curated record. The coding region runs from base 250 to 2514 and encodes 754 amino acids.